UCGUGUCUCCUGAAUGUGGCCACCACCUGGUAAUGGUUCACAGCUGCGAAUAUAAAAGCACAGGCGUUCCUCGCAGACAUACUGCACUUUCAUUAUCAAUAACACCAAUCAGCAGUUCUACAUCAGUCUUUCACCCCCACCUGCAUCCAGAAAUGAAGAUCACUGCCUUUACCCUAGGAUUCCUCGCAGCCGCAGCCUCUGCUGCGCCAGCUGCCAACGCUGCCUCAGGUAAUAGCGCUUGCACCAAGACGCUUGCGCUCAAGAUCACCAACAUUUACGAGAACGGCGACACCAACUUCCACUACGACUACUGCGAGAACAUCAAGGACGGGCGCGGGUUCACCUCUGGCAUCUCCGGGUUCUGCACCGGCACUGCCGACGCAUGGGAGGUGGUCCAGCAGUACCACAAACUGACAGGCGGCAAGGACUCCUUCAGCAAGUACGACGGUGUACUGAAGAAGUAUGCCCAGUCCGGCAGUGACUCGACCAGCGGGCUCGACGGAUACUGCUCGGUGUGGUCGAAGCUGGGCAAGUCUGACGCAAAGUUCCGCAAGGCGCAGGACUCGAUCCGCGACAGCAUGUACUAUAACCCAUCGCAGAAGCUUGCGGACCAGCUCGGACUCAAGCUGAGCAUCAGCCGCGCGCAGCUGUACGACUGCGGCAUCCAGCACGGCACUGGAUCGGACGCCGACGGACUGGCUGGGCUGAUCAAGACCACCAACGCGUCGUUCAAGGCCGAUGCCAAGGGCAGCUCGGGUAGCACGCUAAAGAUCAACGGCCACAACGUCGACGAGGUUGCCUGGCUGACAAAGUUCCUGCAGGUGCGCACCAACGACCUGCUCCACCCGAAGGAGAAGGAGAACGCCUCGGGCGCAUGGAAGGAGACGCUGUACCGCGUAAAGUCGUACCAGUACGCUCUCAGCAAGAAGCAAUACAACUGGACCAAGUCGGUGCAAGUCCUCGACAACGAUGGCAAGCCUGUCACUGUCUCGUGCUGAG
This is a messenger RNA of Linderina pennispora, 999 nucleotides long. Its product is annotated as lysozyme-like protein. Gene Ontology annotation, cellular component: extracellular region. Gene Ontology annotation, biological process: carbohydrate metabolic process. The transcript has a single exon. The record is from RefSeq and is a predicted model, not a curated record. NCBI's taxonomy places the organism in Eukaryota, Fungi, Kickxellomycota, Kickxellomycetes, Kickxellales, Kickxellaceae. Bases 153 to 998 code for a protein of 281 amino acids. Gene Ontology annotation, molecular function: chitosanase activity.